GUUUACGUAGCAAUUUAUCAUUCUAUAUUGCAGCAUCGCCAUCAUUCUUCACGCACAAACUUUACAAAAAAUGGCUUCGAAUGGUGUCAACGGCCAUGUGAAUGGCACGAAUGGCACGAAUGGCGAAAGCAAUGGUGUCAGCUCAUACUCCAUUCCAAAGGAGACCCAACAAAUCUUUAAAAAUGGCAUCCUGAGAAACCCCCUCAUUGCAUCCACUUUGCCGGAAGAGAUCACAGAAUGCGCAAAGAAAGUCAAAUUUGUUGGGACAGACAAGCCAAGUAUCCCCAUCAAUUGGCGAUUCGCAGAGAGUAUUGCUUCGCUUAAGGGCCUCGAGGCUGCGAUGAUCAAUGUUUUGUUGAAGAGGAAGUACGGAGUAGAGCCGCAAGAAGCUGUCAUCAACACCGACCACGCACAGUUGUUCAUCAUGUCGAUUCUGCUCAACACAAUCGAUCCAGACGGCGACAAUAUCUCCUUUUCCUCAGCAGGCACGCCAAAGGGAAGAGCUGCAAUCCAGAAAUAUUUCAAGGAUACAGACCUCCAUCCAGGAUCAAGAACGCUGCACGGCUCUCUCGCCACCAACAUCUACCGGACCAAAGACGGAAGGUUCUUCCACCUUCAUGGAAGUAUGAACGCGGAGCCUUCACAGCAGUCCGUUGGUAUUGAACCAAACAAGGACGUCGCUUCGUACGAGGAAGGUUGCGAAGAGUACAUUGAGAAAGUGGGUCAAAUAGACUCACAAGAAAUGCAACGGCUCGCUUCCGAUGUAUACAAGCAGGCCGGCACGAUAGCAUGGACGACUGAAGAGUUUAAGAACAGCGAGCACGGCAAAGCGAAUGCCCACGUGGGCUUAUACGAGAUCCAUGAUGUGAAGAAUGCCAAUCAGCCUGCAUCAUGGUGGCCAGAUUCGCCCCAGACGUCACCUGAGCGGCCACUCGCUGGAUUGAAGAUUGUAGAUCUGACACGCAUCAUCGCCGCCCCUGCUGUCGGGCGUGGCCUCGCCGAGCUAGGAGCCAGUGUCAUGAGAAUCACAGCAGAACAUAUCACAGACAUGUCCUCUCUGCAUCCUGAUCUAAGUUGGGGCAAGUGGAGCGCGCAUCUUGACUUCCGCAAGGAGGAGGAUCGCGAGAAGCUUCGUGCUCUCGUCAGAGAAGCGGAUGUCGUGAUUCAAGGGUACAGGCCUGGUGUCCUCGACAAGUAUGGGUUCUCAUUAGACGGACUCCUCGAGCUCACCAAGGACCGGGAGCGGGGUCUGAUUGUCGUUCGAGAGAAUUGCUAUGGAUGGCAGGGCCCGUGGUCUUACAGGAGUGGAUGGCAGCAGAUCUCGGACGCGAAUGUUGGUGUAUCCAUGGAGUUUGGGCGAGCCAUGGGUAACGACGAGCCUGUGACGCCCGUCUUUCCAAACUCUGAUUUCUGCACUGGAGUUGCUGGUGUUGUCGCCAUCUUGAACGCCCUGUUGAAACGAGGGGCAGAGGGUGGCUCCUACAAGGUCGACAUCGCGCUUAACUACUAUUCACAAUGGCUCGUCAACUCCGUAGGCACUUAUCCAGAGCCAGUGUGGCAGGACGUCUGGACUCGCAAUGGCCGACAGGUCUUCCGACACUACCACAACAUGCUCUACACGCUUCCACGUCUGCUGAAGAUGUUGAAGGAUAAUUCAAAUGACAUCCUGUUCAACCCCGAUUUCUUUGAGAGGAAACGCUCUGGGGCGAUCGGAACGGACAUUGUUGGCUUGAAGCCUGUGAUCAGAUUCCCUGAGGGUAAGGUCAGACUGGCAUACAACGUUGGCGCGAGGGGUAAUGGAACGGACCAAGCAAGAUGGCCACAGGAUCUGAUGACGGAGGUGGUGGCUUAGAGAUAUUGACAUGAAGUGCUAUUGGGGCAUUAUGCGUGAUUGAUCGAUGGAGAAGCAUGAUACUGCAUCAUUGAGGCAUAUAAUGAAAUGAGUCUGCAUGUUUGCGAAUUCCGAAUUCCGAG
Aaosphaeria arxii CBS 175.79 is the source of this 1974-nucleotide messenger RNA. Its product is annotated as CoA-transferase family III. Bases 71 to 1852 code for a protein of 593 amino acids. The record is from RefSeq and is a predicted model, not a curated record. The transcript is spliced from 3 exons. NCBI's taxonomy places the organism in Eukaryota, Fungi, Ascomycota, Dothideomycetes, Pleosporales. Gene Ontology annotation, molecular function: catalytic activity.